Elephantulus edwardii (Cape elephant shrew) is the source of this 2052-nucleotide messenger RNA. It is a transcript of the gene PPP1R12C, whose product is annotated as protein phosphatase 1, regulatory subunit 12C. Gene Ontology annotation, molecular function: protein kinase binding; enzyme inhibitor activity; phosphatase regulator activity. Lineage: Eukaryota; Metazoa; Chordata; Mammalia; Macroscelidea; Macroscelididae. The record is from RefSeq and is a predicted model, not a curated record. Bases 238 to 2052 code for a protein of 604 amino acids. Gene Ontology annotation, cellular component: cytoplasm. The transcript is spliced from 23 exons.
GACGGCAUCAGCGCCCUGCACCAGGCCUGCAUAGAUGAGAACCUGGAGGUGGUGCGCUUCCUGGUGGAGCAGGGGGCCACUGUGAACCAGGCGGACAACGAGGGCUGGACGCCCCUGCACGUGGCCGCCUCCUGUGGCUACCUGGACAUCGCCAGGUACCUCCUGAACCACGGGGCCAACAUCGCCGCUGUCAACAGCGAUGGGGACCUGCCCCUGGACCUGGCCGAGUCCGAUGCCAUGGAGGGGCUGCUGAAGGCCGAGAUCGCCCACCGAGGUGUGGAUGUGGAGGCAGCCAAGCGGGCAGAGGAGGAGCUGCUGCUGCAUGAUACGAGGUGCUGGCUGAAUGGGGGCGCCAUGCCUGAGGCGCGGCACCCCCGCACUGGAGCCUCGGCCCUGCACGUGGCCGCUGCCAAGGGCUACAUUGAGGUGAUGAGGCUGCUCCUCCAGGCUGGCUAUGACACGGAGCUCCGGGACGGAGAUGGCUGGACGCCCCUGCACGCCGCGGCCCACUGGGGCGUGGAAGAUGCCUGCCGCCUGCUGGCCGAGCACGGUGGGGGCAUGGACUCGCUGACCCACGCGGGACAGCGUCCCUGCGACCUUGCAGACGAGGAGGUGCUGAGCCUGCUGGAGGAACUGGCCCAGAGGCAGGAGGAUCUGCGGAACCAGAAGGAAGCCUCCCAGAGCAGGGGCUCUGAGUCCCAGGGCCCCUCUGGCAGCAAACACCGCAGGAGCUCCGUGUGUCGUCUGAGCAGUCGGGAAAAGAUCUCCCUUCAGGACCUGUCCAAGGAGCGCCGGCCAGGGGGUGCGGGGGGACCCCCCAUCAGGGAUGAGGAUGAAGGAGAGGAAGGCCCAACGGAGUCCCCCGCAGCAGAAAGCAGAACCCUCAACGGCGUGUCCUCGCCACCACCCUCUGCCCUUAAAAGCCCCACGCCAACAGAGGACGCUUUCCCCAGACGCUAUGGUCUCCAGAAGACAGGGAGCUCUGGUGCCCUGGGACCCCCAGAAAGGCGGGUUGUUGAAAGAGCCCCUGGGACCGGGCUGCAGCGCUCGGCCUCCUCCUCUGUGCUGGAAGGGACUUCCACUCAGGCCAAGGAGCCACGUCUUGCCAGAAUUACCCCUACCCUCUCCCGGAAGGUGCUGGAGCCCCCUGCCCUGCCUGAGGUGACCAAGCCUCCUAUUUCUUUGGAAAACACCACUCCCUCUCCCCCCAGGACUCCGGAGCCUGAACCCCCAGUGAAGCCAAAUCCCCCCCCAGCCUCUUCCGUGUCCCCUGCUGACUCCCGGGACCGUCGGAGGUCCUACCAGAUGCCAGUGCGUGACGAGGAGUCAGAAUCCCAGCGGAAAGCUCGUUCCCGCCUCAUGCGCCAGUCUCGGAGGUCCACACAGGGCGUGACUCUGACGGACCUGAAGGAAGCAGAGAAGGUGGCAGGGAAGGCGCCCGAGCCAGAGAAGCCGGCCCCGCAGAGCCUGGACUCUCCCCGGAGACCCCGAGUCCCUGGGGUUGAGAACUCCGAGGACCCUGUGCAGAGAGAGGCGCCUGACGGGCAAGGGCAGGGACCACAGGCCGCCAGAGAUCCCCGCAAAGUCGGCAAGGAGCAUCGGGGGCCUGCCGAGGGGGAGGAGGCAGAGCUGGCGGAGCCAAGCCCAGAAUCCAGCCCUCCUGACGGUGGCCCCGAGUCCCACAGACUGUGCCCUCAGCGAGACCACCACCCAGAACCCAAGCCAGCGCCCGACGAGCCAGAUGGAGGAUUCCGGAAGCUGUAUGCAGAGCUGCGCGUGGAAAAUGAACGACUGCGCGAGGCCCUGACGGAGACCACCCUGCGGCUGGCUCAGCUCAAGGUGGAGCUGGAGCGGGCCACGCAGAGGCAAGAGCGCAUCGCCGAGAGGCCGGCCCUCCUGGAGCUGGAGAGAUUUGAGCGCCGGGCCCUGGAACGGAAGGCUGCCGAGCUGGAGGAAGAGCUGAAGGCCCUGUCGGACCUCCGAGCUGACAACCAGCGGCUCAAGGACGAGAACGCAGCCCUGAUUCGCGUCAUCAGCAAACUCUCCAAGUGA